AUGAACAUUUUACAGUUUUGUAUUCAUUCCGAUUUUAGGAAGUUAGACAGCUUCUCCUUGUGCUGUUAUGCUACAACGGUUCUCAACCACGUGGACUGCGAAUACCCAUUGUCGGCGCGAGACUCAUUUUCAAGUUGCAAUCGCAUGAUUGAAAACUCAGGUUCUAGAAAGAUCAUUUGGUUGCUUGGUGUUCUUGCUGUGCUUGGUAACCUGGCUGUAAUAGCCUGGCGUCUAAUUAGACACGACGACCACCCGAUUCAGAACUGUCUUCUGAUGAAUCUCGCGGCGUCCGACCUUCUCAUGGGAGAGUACCUUAUGAUUGUUGCCAUUCAAGACCAAAUAUGGGCAGGUAUAGUUUUCGAUCACCACUGAAACCGAAAGAGCCAUAAACAUUGUAUUUAUUUUUCAACUAACUGUUUGUAUUACACAUUCUAUGUAACAAGUUUCCUUUCAGUUACAUUACUUGGAGAGAAAGUUAAUUUUUGUAUAUAUUUCUGGUAAUGAACCCACCUGUCGAAUAAAGUGUUGUGUGUAUGUUUUGUUUUGUUUUUUUGUUGUUGUUGUUGUUGUUUUUUUAGGGGCGCAAUACACUGUAUAAGUUCUUUUUUUAUUAACACAGCAUUUGUGAUAAGCUUGGCUAGUUUGAUCUUGGUUGGUAAGAGAUUUCUAAUCAAAAUAAUAAAGCAGUACGCAACCCUUAAAUGGUCUUAAAUUUGAAGAGAUCACACUGAAUCUUACCUUUUGAGGUCACAUUAAACUAAAGCUUGUACACAGGCCUGGCACAAGACAUAUACCUUCGACCAGCCUGUACCAGGCCAGUGAUAGGCACGCGAACGUAUGAGCUCAUGAUCUGGGAAAAGGGGGAGCGGUGGCAGUUUGCCCCUGUUUUAUUUUCGUGUCCGCUUUCUCAACUUCGCGGGCGUCAUUUUCUCGAAGUCUGAAGCACUCAGGCUAACUUUCACCAGGUGUCAGUUUAAUUGAACUUUUGCGAGUAUAAUUAUUGAUUUCAGACUCUAAAACAAAUUUACAUAUUGACCGGGCCUUAGCUACUAUAAUACACAUCAUGACUGGUUUUUUUUUUUUUUUUUUUUUUUUUUUUUUUGACCUAGAACACAUUUUCCGGGUAAAGCAUACAAUAGGGUGCAAAGACAAGUGAGUGUUAUCAUAAUACUGAAACAGUUCUUUAUUUCCAGGUGCUUACUUUACCUUCGACCUCACUUGGCGAUCAGGAACACUUUGUAAAGUUGCUGGUGCUUUAUCAGUGUUGUCGAGCGAAGUCUCGGUACUAAUGCUGACUGUUAUAACCGCUGAUCGAUUGAUCAGCAUCGUCUUUACAUUCAGCUGUUGCCGAUUCACGCUAAGGGGAACUUACGUUAUUUGUGCAGCCGUCUGGGUCAUCGGUACCAUCAUUGCCGUCGUUCCAACAUAUGAUCUCCCAUCUUUUUACAACGAGGACCGACAAUAUGGAUUUUACGGUAUAUUCACUUUUCAAGUGACAGUUCGCCCCCACUAAUUUAAUUUUCCACUUAAGUCGGGUUCUUAUAAUCUAAUAGAUUAAAACGUCCUGAUUAGUCUACCGUAGUAUAGUGACGUCGAGCAAAGUUUCGGUUAAUUUUCAGCACAUCGUAGCAAACUGCUUAACAGAAGAUUGUCAUGGCAACAGAAAACUUCGCUCUGUGACUUGUGGGUAAGAAAUUGUCAUCGCCAUCUUCAUAAUCAUCAUCAUUGUCAUCAUCAACAGCAUCAUCAUCAUCGCUAUUUACUUCUUUUUGCGCUUCCUCUCUCCUUAUCAUUGGGAUUAGCCUGUCACAUGAUCUGAUAUUAAAAACCAACUAAAAUACGUAAUUCGUAUUUUUUUUCUUUAAGGGCGUUCGUCAGUUUGUCUCCCUCUCCAACUGACCACAGAAAGGCUGGCCGGCUGGGAGUAUUCAGUUGCCAUAUUUAUCGCUUUGAAUCUCACAGCUUUCCUUUUCAUCAUGACAGCCUACAUCGCCAUUAUGUGUAAGGUAUUUAAGUCAAAGCGGAGACUCAAGGCACAUGGAGAAUCAAAAAUCAAUAAAAACCUCAACAGAGAGUCGGCCCUCGCACGAAGAGUGUUCGCCAUCAUCUUAACUGACUUCUGUUGCUGGAUUCCUGUGAUAAUUUUGAGUGUUCUUGCCCUCGUUAAGAAGUUCAAUGAUCCCGACGGAACGGCUUACGUGUGGUUUGCUGCGUUUGUCCUGCCAGUUAAUUCAUCUGUUAAUCCUGCGCUCUACACGUUUUCAACACCGAAGGUAAGAACGCAAAUGGGCAAACCACUUAAGAGUCAAUGUCAUAAUAAUCGGACAGGCUCAAAAUUCGCUGAUACGUUUUACACUGAUAGAGUAUUGUAUCGUAGUAAACAAGACAGGGUUAGUUUUGUCUAA
Messenger RNA from Porites lobata, 2405 nucleotides. The record is from the annotation of a GenBank genome assembly. Lineage: Eukaryota; Metazoa; Cnidaria; Anthozoa; Scleractinia; Poritidae.